Macaca mulatta (Rhesus monkey) is the source of this 12628-nucleotide messenger RNA. RefSeq names its product versican (gene VCAN). The record is from RefSeq and is a predicted model, not a curated record. Lineage: Eukaryota; Metazoa; Chordata; Mammalia; Primates; Cercopithecidae. Gene Ontology annotation, cellular component: synapse; perineuronal net. Gene Ontology annotation, molecular function: hyaluronic acid binding; calcium ion binding. Gene Ontology annotation, biological process: positive regulation of neuroblast proliferation; glial cell differentiation; cell adhesion.
CCCCAAGCCGAUUGGUACUUCUUGUCAGGAAGAAACGCCAAGAGGUGGGAGUGCCUGGGGAGGGAGGCAGGCGGUCCCUACCGCAGGCGCGGGGAGCUGCCUUUCCGCCCCUCCGCCUGCUUUCCAAGCCUGGGCUCUUAGGAGUGGCUGAAGCUGUGGAGCGCUUUUGGAGCCUGUGAAUGAACCCUCCUCCUCUCCCUCCUCCUUCUUCUCUCUGAGUCUCCUCCUCGGCUCUGACGGUACAGUGAUAUAAUGAUGAUGGGUGUCACAACCCGCAUUUGAACUUGCAGGCGAGCUGCCCCGAGCCUUUCUGGGGAAGAACUCCAGGCGUGCGGACGCAACAACCGAGAACAUUAGGUGUUGUGGACAGGAGCUGGGACCAAGAUCUUCGGCCAGCCCCGCAUCCUCCCGCAUCUUCCAGCACCGUCCCGCACCCUCCGCACCCUUCCCUGGGCCACCACGCUUCCUAUGUGACCCGCCUGGGCAACGCCGAACCCAGUCGCGCAGCGCUGCAGUGAAUUUUCCCCCCAAACUGCAAUAAGCCGCCUUCGAAGGCCAAGAUGUUGAUAAAUAUAAACAGCAUCUUAUGGAUGUGUUCAACCUUAAUAGCAACCCAUGCGCUACAUAAAGUCAAAGUGGGAAAAAGCCCACCUCUGAGGGGCUCCCUCUCUGGAAAAGUCAGCCUACCUUGUCAUUUUUCAACCAUGCCUACUUUGCCACCCAGUUACAACACCAGUGAAUUUCUCCGCAUCAAAUGGUCUAAGAUUGAAGUGGACAAAAAUGGAAAAGAUUUGAAAGAAACUACUGUCCUUGUGGCCCAAAAUGGAAAUAUCAAGAUUGGUCAGGACUACAAAGGGAGAGUGUCUGUGCCCACACAUCCCGAGGCCGUGGGCGAUGCCUCCCUCACUGUGGUCAAGCUGCUGGCAAGUGAUGCGGGCCUCUACCGCUGUGAUGUCAUGUACGGGAUUGAUGACACGCAAGACACGGUGUCACUGGCUGUGGAUGGGGUUGUGUUUCACUACAGGGCGUCAACCAGCAGGUACACACUGAAUUUUGAGGCUGCUCAGAAGGCUUGUUUGGACAUUGGGGCGGUCAUAGCAACUCCAGAGCAGCUCUUUGCCGCCUAUGAAGAUGGAUUUGAGCAGUGUGACGCAGGCUGGCUGGCUGAUCAGACUGUCAGAUAUCCCAUCCGGGCUCCCCGAGUAGGCUGUUACGGAGAUAUGAUGGGAAAGGCAGGAGUCAGGACCUAUGGAUUCCGUUCUCCCCAGGAAACUUACGAUGUGUAUUGUUAUGUGGAUCAUCUGGAUGGUGAUGUGUUCCACCUCACUGCCCCCAGUAAAUUCACCUUCGAGGAGGCCGCAAAAGAGUGUGAAAACCAGGACGCCAGGCUGGCAACAGUGGGGGAACUCCAGGCGGCGUGGAGGAACGGCUUUGACCAGUGCGAUUACGGGUGGCUGUCGGAUGCCAGCGUGCGCCACCCUGUGACUGUGGCCAGGGCCCAGUGUGGAGGUGGUCUACUUGGGGUGAGAACCCUGUAUCGUUUUGAGAACCAGACAGGCUUCCCUCCCCCUGAUAGCAGAUUUGAUGCCUACUGCUUUAAACCUAAAGAGGCUACAACCAUCGAUUUGAGUAUCCUCGCAGAAACUGCAUCACCCAGUUUAUCCAAAGAACCACAAAUGGUUUCUGAUAGAACUACACCAAUCAUCCCUUUAGUUGAUGAAUUACCUGUCAUUCCAACAGAGUUCCCUCCCGUGGGAAAUAUUGUCGAUUUUGAACAGAAAGCCACAGUCCAACCUCAGGCUGUCACAGAUAGUUUAGCCACCAAAUUACCCACACCUACUGGCAGUAGCAAGAAGCCUUGGGAUAUGGACGACUACUCACCUUCUGCUUCAGGUCCUCUUGGAAAGCCAGACAUAUCAGAAUUUAAGGACGAAGUGCUCCAAAGUACAACUGUCGUCUCUCAUUAUGCCACCGAUUCAUGGGAUGGUGUCGUGGAAGAUACACAAACACAAGAAUCGGUUACACAGAUUGAACAAAUAGAAGUGGGUCCUUUGGUAACAUCUAUGGAAAUUUUAAAGCACAUUCCUUCCAAGGAAUUCCCUGUAACUGAAACACCAUUGGUAACUGGAAGAAUGACCCUGGAAUCCAAAACUGAAAAGAAAACGGUAAGCACUGUUUCUGAAUUGGUAACCACAGGUCACUAUGGAUUCACCUUGGGAGAAGAGGAUGAUGAAGACAGAACACUUCCAGUUGGAUCUGAUGAGAGCACCUUGAUCUUUGACCAAACGCCUGAAGUCGUUACAGUGUCAAAGACUUCAGAAGACACCACCGACACUCAGUUAGAGGACUUGGAGACAGUCUUAGCAUCCACAACUGUUUUGCCUUUAAUUAUGCCUGACAAUAAUGGAUCAUCCAUGGAUGACUGGGAACAGAGAGAAACUAAUGGUAGGAUAACGGAAGAUUUUUUUGGCAAAUAUCUGUCUACUACACCUUUUCCAUCACAGCAUCAUACAGAAAUAGAAUUGUUUCCUUAUUCUGGUGAUAAAAUAUUAGUAGAGGGAAUUUCCACAGUUAUUUAUCCUUCUCCACAAACAGAAAUGACACAUAGAAGAGAAAGAACAGAAACACUAAUACCAGAGAUGAGAACAGAUACUUAUACAGAUGAAAUACAAGAAGAGAUCACUAAAAGCCCAUUUAUGGGAAAAACAGAAGAAGAAGACUUCUCUGGGAUGAAACUCUCUACAUCUCCCUCGGAGCCAAUUCAUGUUACAGAGUCUUCUGUGGAAAUGACCAAGUCUUUUGAUUUCCCAACAUUGACAACAAAGUUAAGUGCUGAGCCAACAGAAGUAAGAGAUAUGGAGGAAGAAUUUACAGCAACUCCAGGUACUAUAAAAUAUGAUGAAAAUACUACAACAGUGCAUUUGACCCAUAGUACUUUAAGUGUUGAAGCGGCCACCAUAUCAAAAUGGUCAUGGGAUGAAGAUAAUAUAACAUCCAAGCCUUUAGAAUCUACAGAACCUUCAGCCUCUUCAAAAUUGCCCCCUGCCUUACUCACAACUGUGGGGAUGAAUGGAAAGGAUAAAGAAAUCCCAAGUUUCACUGAAGAUGGAGCAGAUGAAUUUACUCUUAUUCCAGAUAGUACUCAAAAGCAGUUAGAGGAGAUUACUGAUGAAGACAUAGCAGUCCAUGGAAAAUUCACAAUUAGAUUUCAGCCAACUACAUCAAUUGGUAUUGCAGAAAAGUCAACUUUGAGAGAUUCUAUAACUGAAGAAAAAGUUCCACCUAUCACAAGCACUGAAGGCCGAGUUUAUGCAACCAUGGAAGGAAGUACUUUGGGUGAAGUAGAAGAUGUGGACCUCUCUAAGUCAGUAUCUACUGUUCCCCAACUUGCACACACUUCAGAGGCAGAAGGAUUAGCAUUUGUUAGUUAUAGUAGCACCCAAGAGCCUACUACUUAUGUAGACUCUUCCCAUACCAUUCCUCUUUCUGUAAUUCCCAAGACAGACUGGGGAGUGUUAGUACCUUCUGUUCCAUCAGAAGAUGAAGUUCUAGGUGAACCCUCUCAAGACAUACGUGUCAUUGAUCAGACUCACCUUGAAGUGACUAUUUCUCCGGAAACUAUAAGAACAACAAAACUCACAGAGGAAACAACUCAGGAAGAAUUCCCUUGGAAAGAACAGACUGCAGAGAAACCAGUUCCUGCUCUCAGUUCUACAGCUUGGACUCCCAAGGAGGCAGUAACACCACUGGAUGAACAAGAGGGUGAUGGAUCAGCAUAUACAGUCUCUGAAGACGAAUUGUUGACAGGUUCUGAGAGCAUCUCAGUUUUAGAAACAACUCCAGUUGGAAAAAUUGAUCACAGUGUGUCUUAUCCACCAGGUGCUAUAACUGAGCACAAAGUGAAAACGGUUGAAGUGGUAACACUAACACCAAGCAUUGGGCCAAAAGUAUCUAUAAGUCCAGGGCCUGAACAAAAAUAUGAAACAGAAGGUAGUAGUACAACAGGAUUUACAUCAUCUUUGAGUCCUUUUAGUACCCACGUUACCCAGCUUAUGGAAGAAACCACUGCUGAGAAAAUAUCCCUAGAGGAUAUUGAUUUAGGCUCAGGAUUAUUUGAAAAGCCCAAAGCCACAGAACUCAUAGAAUUUUCAACAAUCAAAGCCACAGUUCCAAGUGAUAUUACCACUGCCUUCAGUUCAGUAGACAGACUUCACACAACUUCAGCACUCAAGCCAGCUUCCGCGAUCACUAAGAAACCACCUCUCAUCGACAGGGAACCUGGUGAAGAAACAACCAGUGACAUGGUAAUCAUUGGAGAAUCAACAUCUCAUGUUCCUCCCACUACCCUUGAAGAUAUUGUAGCUAAGGAAACAGAAACCGAUAUUGAUAGAGAGUAUUUCACGACUUCAAGUCCUCCCACUACACAGCCAACAAGACCACCCACUGUGGAAGACAAAGAGGCCUUUGGACCUCAGGCACUUUCUACACCACAGCCCCCAGCAAGGACAAAAUUCCACCCUGACAUUAAUGUUUAUAUUAUUGAGGUCAGAGAAAACAAGACAGGUCGAAUGAGUGAUUUGAGUGUAAUUGGUCAUCCAAUAGAUUCAGAAUCUAAAGAAGAUGAACCUUGUAGUGAAGAAACAGAUCCAGUGCAUGAUCUAAUGGCUGAAAUUUUACCUGAAUUCCCUGACAUAAUUGAAAUAGACCUAUACCACAGUGAAGAAAAUGAAGAAGAAGAAGAAGAGUGUGCAAAUGCUACUGAUGUGACAACCACCCCGUCUGUACAGUACAUAAAUGGGAAGCAUCUAGUUACCACUGUGCCCAAGGACCCAGAAGCUGCAGAAGCUAGGCGUGGCCAGUUUGAAAGUGUUGCACCUUCUCAAAAUUUCUCGGACAGCUCUGAAAGUGAUACUCGUCCAUUUGUAAUAGCUGAAACGGAAUUGUCUACUGCUGUGCAACCUAAUGGAUCUACAGAAACAACUGAAUCUCUUGAAAUUACAUGGAAGCCUGAGACUUACCCUGAAACAUCAGAACAUUUUUCAGGUGGUGAGCCUGAUGUUUUCCCCACAGUCCCAUUCCAUGAGGAAUUUGAAAGUGGAACAGCCAUAAAGGGGGCAGAAUCAGUCACAGAGAGAGUUACUGAAGUUGGUCAUCAGGCACAUGAACAUAUUGAAACCGUAUCUCUGUUUCCUGAAGAGUCUUCAGGAGAGAUUGCCAUUGACCAAGAAUCUCAGAAAAUAGCCUUUGCAAGGCCUACAGAAGUAACAUUUGGUGAAGAGGUAGAAAAAAGUACUUCUGUCACAUACACUCCUACUGUAGUUCCAAGUUCUGCAUCAGCAUAUGUUUCAGAGGAAAAAGCAGUUACCCUAAUAGGAAAUCUUUGGCCAGAUGACCUGUUGUCUACCAAAGAAAGCUGGGUAGAAGCAACUCCUAGACAAGUUGUAGAGCUCUCAGGGAGUUCUUCAAUUCCAGUUACAGAAGGCUCUGGAGAAGCAGAAGCAGAUGAAGAUACAAUGUUCACCAUUGUAACUGAUUUAUCACAGAGAAAUACUACUGAUACACUCAUUACUUUAGACACUAGCAGGAUAAUCACAGAAAGCUUUUUUGAGGUUCCUGCAACCACCAUUUAUUCAGUUUCUGAACAACCUUCUGCAAAAGUGGUGCCUACCAAGUUUGUCAGUGAAACAGACACUUCUGAGUGGAUUUCUAGUACCUCUGCUGAGGAAGAGAAAAGGAAGGAGGAGGAGGGAACUACAGGUACGGCUUCCACAGUUGAGGUAUAUUCACCUACACAGAGAUCGGAUCAAUUAAUUUUACCCUCUGAAUUAGAAAGUUCAAAUGUAGUUGUAUCUAAUGAUUCAGGUACCAGGAAAAGUUUUAUGUCCUUGACAACACCAACACAGUCUGAAAGGGAAAUGACAGAUUCUACUCUUGUCUUUACAGAAACAAAUACAUUAGAAAAUUUGGAGGCACAGACCACUGAGCACAGCAGUAUCCAUCAACCUGGGGUUCAGGAAGGGCUGACCACUCUCCCAGGUAGUCCUGCCUCUCUCUUUAUGGAGCAGGGCUCUGGAGAAGCUGCUGCUGACCCAGAAACCACCACUGUUUCUUCAUUUUCAUUAAAUUUAGAGUAUGAAAUUCAAGCCAAAAAGGAAGCAGCUGGCACUUUGUCUCCAUAUGUGGAAACUACAUUCUCCACUGAGCCAACAGGACUGGUUAUGAGUACAGUAAUGGACAGAGAAGUUGCUGAAAAUAUAAGCCAAACAUCCAGGGAAAUAUUGAUUUCAGAACGAUUAGGAGAACCAAAUCAUGGGGCAGAAAUAAGGGGCUUUUCCACAGGUUUUCCUUUGGAGGAGGAUUUCAGUGGUGACUUUAAAGAAUAUUCAACAGUGUCUCAUCCCAUAGCAAAAGAAGAAACAGUAAUGAUGGAAGGCUCUGGAGAUGCAGCAUUUAGGGAUACCCAGACUUCACCAUCUACAGUACUUACUUCAGUUCACAUCAGUCACAUAUCUGACUCAGAAGGACCCAGUAGCACCAUGGUCAGCACUUCAGCCUUCCCCUGGGAAGAGUUUACAUCCUCAGCUGAGGGCUCAGGUGAGCAACUGGUCAUAGUCAGCAGCUCUGUUGAUCCAGUGCUUCCCAGUGCUAUUGGAAGGUUUUCUGGUACAGCUUCCUCCAUUAUUGACGAAGGAUUGGGAGAAGUGGAUACUGUCAAUGAAAUUGAUAGAAGAUCCACCAUUUUACCAACAGCAGAAGUGGAAGGUACGAAAGCUCCGGUAGAAAAGGAGGAAGUAAAGGUCAGUGGCACAAUUUCAACAAACUUUCCCCAAACUAUGGAGCCAGCCAAAUUAUGGUCUAGGCAAGAAGUCAACCCUGAAAGACAAGAAAUUGAAAGUGAAACAACAUCAGAGGAACAAAUUCAAGAAGAAAAGUCUUUUGAAUCCCCCCAAAACUCUCCUGCAACAGAACAAACAAUCUUUGAUUCACAGACAUUUACUGAAACUGAACUCAAAACCACAGGUUAUUCUGUACUAACGACAAAGAAAACUUACAGCGAUGAUAAAGAAAUGGAGGAGGAAGGCACUUCCUUAGCUAACAUGUCUACUCCAGAUCCAGUUGCAAAUGGCAUGGAAUCUUUUACAACUCUCCCUGAAGCUACUGAAAAGUCACAUUUUUUCUUAGCUACUGCCUUAGUGACUGAAUCUAUACCAGCUGAACAUGUAGUCACAGAUUCACCAAUCAAAGAGGAAGAAAGUACAAAGCAUUUUCCCAAAGGCAUGAGACCAACAAUUCAAGAGUUAGAUACUGAGCUCUUAUUCUCUGGACUGGGAUCAGGAGAAGAAGUUUUACCUACUCUACCAACAAAGUCAGUGAAUUUUACUGAAGUGGAACAGAUUAGGAACACAUUCUAUCCCCACAGUUCUCAAGUGGAAAGUACCUCAAGUGACAAAACUGAAGACUCUAACAGAAUGGAAAAUGUGGCAAAAGAAGUUGGACCACUCGUGUCUCAAACAGACAUCUUUGAAGGUAAUGAGUCAGUAACCAGCACAACUUUAAUAGAAAUUUUAAGUGACCCUGGAGCAGAAGGACCCACGGUGGCACCUCUCCCUUUCUCCGCGAACAUCGGACAUCCGCAAAAUCAGACUCUCAGAUGGGCAGAAGAAAUCCAGACUAGUAGACCACAAACCAUAACUGAACAAGACUCUAACAAGAAUUCUUCAACAGCAGAAAUUAACGAAACAACAACCUCAUCCACUGAUUUUCUGGCUAGAGUUUAUGGGUUUGAAAUGGCCAAAGAAUUUGUUACAUCAGCACCAAAACCAUCUGAUAUGUUUUAUGAACCUUCUGGAGAAGGAUCUGGAGAAGCGGAUAUUGUUGAUUCAUUUCACACUUCUGCAACUACUCAGGCAACCACACAAGAAAGCAGCACCACGUUCGUUUCUGAUGGGUCCCUGGAAAAACAUCCUGAGGUGCCAAGCACUAAAGCUGUUACUGCUGAUGGAUUCCCAACAAUUGCAGCGAUGCUGCCUUUUCAUUCAGAGCAGAACAAAAGCUCCCCUGAUCCAACUAGCACACUGUCAAAUACAGUGUCAUAUGAGAGGUCCACAGACGGUAGUUUCCAAGACCAUUUCAGGGAAUUCGAGGAUUCCACCUUAAAACCUAACAGAAAAAAACCCACCGAAAAUAUUAUUAUAGACCUGGACAAAGAGGACAAGGAUUUAAUAUUGACAAUUACAGAGAGUACCAUCCUUGAAAUUCUACCUGAGCUGACAUCAGAUAAAAAUACUAUCAUAGAUAUUGAUCAUACUAAACCUGUAUAUGAAGAUAUUCUUGGAAUGCAAACAGAUAUAGAUCCAGAGGUACCAUCAGAACCACAUGACAGUAAUGAUGAAAGUAAUGAUUACAGCACUCAAGUUCAAGAGACCUAUGAGGCAGCUGUCAACCGUUCUUUAACGGAGGAAACAUUUGAAGGCUCUGGUGAUGUUCUUCUGGCUAGCUACACUCAGGCAACACAUGAUGAAUCAAUGACUUAUGAAGAUAGAAGCCAACUAGAUCACAUGGACUUUAACUUCACAACUGGGAUCCCUGCUCCUAGCACAGAAACAGAACUAGACAUUUUACUUCCCACGGCAACAUCUCUGCCAAUUUCUCGUAAGUCUGCCACAGUUAUUCCAGAGACUGAAGAAAUAAAAGCUGAAGCAAAAGCCCUGGAUGACAUGUUUGAAUCAAGCACUUUGUCUGAUGGUCAAGCUAUUGCAGACCAAAGUGAAAUAAUACCAACAUUGGGCCAAUUUGAAAGGACCCAGGAGGAGUAUGAAGACAAAAAACAUGCGGGUCCUUCUUUUCAGCCAGAAUUCUCUUCAGGAGUAGAGGAGGCAUUAGUAGAUCAUACUCCCUAUCUAAGUAUUGCUACUACCCACCUUGUGGAUGAGAGUUUAACAGAGGUGCCUAAUGUGAUGGAAGGAUCCAAUGCCCCAUACUACACGGAUACAACAUUAGCAGUUUCAGCAUUUGCAAAGUUGUCUUCUCAGACACCGUCAUCUCCCCUCACUAUCUACUCAGGCAGUGAAGCCUCUGGACACACAGAGAUCCCCCAGCCCAGUGCUCUGCCAGGAGUAGAUGUCGGCUCAUCUGUAAUGUCUCCAGAGGAUUCUUUUAAGGAAAUUCAUGUAAAUAUUGAAGCGACUUUCAAACCAUCAAGUGAGGAAUACCUUCACAUAACUGAGCCUCCCUCUAUAUCUCCUGACACAAAAUUAGAACCUUCAGAAGAGGAUGGUAAGCCUGAGUUAUUAGAAGAAACGGAAGCUUCUCCCACAGAAUUUAUUGCUGUGGAAGGAACUGAGAUUCUCCAAGAUUUCCAAAACAAAACCGAUGGUCAAGUUUCUGGAGAAGCAAUCAAGAUGUUUCCCACCAUUAAAACAACCGAAGCUGGAACUGUUAUUACAACUGCCAAUGAAAUUAAAUUAGAAGGUGCUACACAGUGGCCACACUCUACUUCUGCUUCUGCCACUUAUGGGAUCGAGGCAGGUGUGAUGCCUUGGCUGAGUCCACAGACUUCUGAGAGGCCCACGCUUUCUUCUUCUCCAGAUAUAAAUCCUGAAACUCAAGCAGCUUUAAUCAGAGGGCAGGAUUCCACAGUAGCAGCAUCAGAACAGCAAGUGACAGCGAGAAUUCUUGAUUCCAAUAAUCAGGCAACUGUAAGCCCGGUGGAAUUUAAUACUGAGGUUGCAACACCACCAUUUUCCCUUCUGGAAACUUCUAAUGAAACAGAUUUCCUGAUUGGCAUUAAUGAAGAGUCAGUGGAAGGCACGGCAAUCUAUCUACCAGGACCUGAUCGUUGCAAAAUGAACCCGUGCCUUAACGGAGGCACCUGUUAUCCUACUGAAACUUCCUAUGUAUGCACCUGUGUGCCAGGAUACAGUGGAGACCAGUGUGAACUUGAUUUUGAUGAAUGUCACUCUAAUCCCUGUCGGAAUGGAGCCACUUGUGUUGAUGGUUUUAACACAUUCAGGUGCCUCUGCCUUCCAAGUUAUGUUGGUGCACUUUGUGAACAAGACACUGAGACAUGUGACUAUGGCUGGCACAAAUUCCAAGGGCAGUGCUACAAAUACUUUGCCCAUCGACGCACAUGGGAUGCAGCUGAACGGGAAUGCCGUCUGCAGGGUGCCCAUCUCACAAGCAUCCUGUCUCACGAAGAACAAACGUUUGUUAAUCGUGUGGGCCAUGAUUAUCAGUGGAUAGGCCUCAAUGACAAGAUGUUUGAGCAUGACUUCCGCUGGACUGAUGGCAGCACACUGCAAUACGAGAAUUGGAGGCCCAACCAGCCAGACAGCUUCUUUUCUGCUGGAGAAGACUGUGUUGUAAUCAUUUGGCAUGAGAAUGGCCAGUGGAAUGAUGUUCCCUGCAAUUACCAUCUCACCUAUACGUGCAAGAAAGGAACAGUUGCUUGCGGCCAGCCCCCUGUUGUAGAAAAUGCCAAGACCUUUGGAAAGAUGAAACCUCGUUAUGAAAUCAACUCCCUGAUUAGAUACCACUGCAAAGAUGGUUUCAUUCAACGUCACCUUCCAACCAUCCGGUGCCUAGGAAAUGGAAGAUGGGCUAUACCUAAAAUUACCUGCAUGAACCCAUCUGCAUACCAAAGGACUUAUUCUAUGAAAUACUUUAAAAAUUCCUCAUCAGCAAAGGACAAUUCAAUAAAUACAUCCAAACAUGAUCAUCGUUGGAGCCGGAGGUGGCAGGAGACGAGGCGCUGAUCCCUAAAAUGGCGAACAUGUGUUUUCAUCAUUUCAGCCAAAGUCCUAACUUCCUGUGCCUUUCCUAUCACCUCGAGAAGUAAUUACCAGUUGGUUUGGAUUUUUGGACCACCGUUCAGUCAUUUUGGGUUGCCGUGCUCCCAAAACAUUUUAAAUGAAAGUAUUGGCAUUCAAAAAGACAGCAGACAAAAUGAAAGAAAAUGAGAGCAGAAAGUAAGCAUUUCCAGCCUAUCUAAUUUCUUUAGUUUUCUAUUUGCCUCCAGUGCAGUCCAUUUCUUAAUGUAAACCAGCCUACUGUACUAUUUAAAAUGUUCAAUUUCAGCACCGAUGGCCAUGUAAAUAAGAUGAUUUAAUGUUGAUUUUAAUCCUGUAUAUAAAAUAAAAAGUCACAAUGAGUUUGGGCAUAUUUAAUGAUGAUUAUGGAGCCUUAGCGGUCUUUAAUCAUUGGUUCGGCUGCUUUUAUGUAGUUUAGGCUGGAAAUGGUUUCACUUGCUCUUUGACUGUCAGCAAGACUGAAGAUGGCUUUUCCUGGACAGCUAGAAAACACAAAAUCUUGUAGGUCAUUGCACCCAUCUCAGCCAUAGGUGCAGUUUGCUUCUACAUGAUGCUAAAGGCUGCAAAUGGGAUCCUGAUGGAACUAGGGACUCCAAUGUGGAACUCUUCUUUGCUGCAUUCCUUUUUCUUCACUUACAAGAAAGGCCUGAAUGGAGGACUUUUCUGUAACCAGGAGCAUUUUUUAGGGGUCAAAGUGCUAAUAAUUAACUCAACCAGGUCUACUUUUUAAUGGCUUUCAUAAAACUAACUCGUAAGGUUACCGAUCAACGCAUUUCAUAUGGAUAUAGACCUAGGGCUCUGGAGGGUGGGGGAUUGUUAAAACAACACACAUGCAAAAAAAAAAAAAAAAAAAAAAAAAAAGAAAUUUUGUAUAUAUAACCAUUUUAAUCUUUUAUAAAGUUUUGAAUGUUCAUGUAUGAAUGCUGCAGCUGUGAAGCAUACAUAAAUAAAUGAAGUAAGCCAUACUGAUUUAAUUUAUUGGAUGUUAUUUUCCCUAAGACCUGAAAAUGAACAUAGUAUGCUAGUUAUUUUUCAGUGUUAGCCUUUUACUUUCCUCACACAAUUUGGAAUCAUAUAAUAUAGGUACUUUGUCCCUGAUUAAAUAAUGUGAUGGAUAGAAUGCAUCAAGUGUUUAUUACGAAAAGAGUGGAAAAGUAUAUAGCUUUUAGCAAAUGGUGUUUGCCCAUUCUAAGAAAGGAGCGAAUACAUAGAAAUAGUGUGGGCAUUUCUUCCUGUUAGGUGGAGUGUAUGUGUUGACAUUUCUCCCCAUCUCUUCCCACUCUGUUUUCUCCCCAUUAUUUGAAUAAAGUGACUGCUGAAGAUGACUUUGAAUCCUUAUCCACUUAAUUUAAUGUUUAAAGAAAAACCUGUAAUGGAAAUUAAGACUCUUUCCCUAAUUUCAGUUUAGAGCAACUUGAAGAAGAGUAGACAAAAAAUAAAAUGCACAUAGAAAAAGAGAAAAAGGGCACCCAGAGAUUGGCCCAAUAUUGAUUCUUUUUUAUAAAACCUCUUUGGCUUAGAAGGAAUGACUCUAGCUACAAUAAUACACAGUAUGUUUAAGCAGGUUCCCUUGGUUGUUGCAUUAAAUGUAAUCCACCUUUAGGUAUUUUAGAGCACAGAACAACACUGUGUUGAUCUAUUAGGUUUCUAUUUUUCUUUUCUCAUUACAAUGCACAUAAUACUUUCCUGUAUUUAUAUCAUAACGUGUAUAGUGUAAAAUGUGAAUGACUUUUUUUUGUGAAUGAAAAUCUAAAAUCUUUGUAACUUUUUAUAUCUGCUUUUGUUUCACCAAAGAAACCUAAAAUCCUUCUUUUACUACA